AUGCCGCCCGUCAUGGCUGUGGAGAUGAGUCGGGCCGCCGAUGUGGACCUAUUCCAGGCACGGGCGGCACUUCAACAUCAACAGAGCCCAGAGGUUUCAGUUCCUCGAGAAUUCAUCACCCAGAUUGUCGAAGAGCUCAUUCAGUGUCGCGAAGCUCAUUCAUCUAUUGCCGAGAUCGAACGAGAAUGUGGUCAUCUCCGCAAAGAACUGCGCAAGCACACCCACAUCAACGAGGCUUUUCAAAAGGAACUUCGUGAGAUUGGCGAGAUUAUUACUCAAGUCGCCCGUGGAGACCUUUCUCAGCGUGCACGCAUGCACCCACUGGAGAUGUCACCGGAUAUUGCGACGUUCAAACAGACUAUCAACACCAUGAUGGAUCAGCUGCAGGAAUUCAGUCAAGAAGUUUCCAAAGUUGCUCGAGAGGUCGGUACUGAAGGUGUCCUCGGCGGUCAGGCCAAGAUUGAGGGUAUUCGAGGUAUCUGGGAGGAGCUGACUGUCAAUGUCAACGCCAUGGCAAACAACUUGACUACGCAGGUUCGCGACAUCACUACUGUUACUACGGCCGUCGCCAAGGGAGACUUGACCCGCAAAGUUCAAGCAGACUGCAAAGGAGAGAUCCUGUUGUUGAAAAAUAUCAUCAACUCUAUGGUCGACCAACUACGUGAAUUUGCCUUUGAAGUGAGUAGGGUGGCGCGAGAGGUUGGCUCAGACGGUACUCUCGGUGGCCAAGCGGUUGUUCAUGGUGUGGAGGGCACCUGGAAGAACCUGACUGAUAACGUCAACCGAAUGGCUUCCAAUCUUACACAACAAGUCCGUGAAAUCGCCAAGGUGACGACCGCCGUUGCCCGUGGCGAUCUAACUAUGAAAGUGACUGCGGAUGUGAAGGGCGAAAUCUUGGACCUGAAGCUCACGAUUAAUUCCAUGGUCGACCGACUUAAUCAAUUCGCGUUCGAGGUUAGUAGGGUAGCACGCGAAGUUGGAACAGACGGCACCUUGGGCGGGCAAGCGCAAGUCGAGAAUGUCGAGGGUCAAUGGCGGAACCUCACAGACAACGUCAAUACAAUGGCUCAAAAUCUCACAAUGCAAGUUCGGGGCAUUUCCAACGUCACUCAGGCAAUCGCUCGUGGAGACCUGAGUACCAAGAUCGAGGUGCAUGCGCAAGGUGAGAUGUUGACAUUGAAAGAAACGAUCAAUAGCAUGGUUGAUGGCCUUGGUCAAUUUGCAUCAGAAUUGAAGAUUGUGGCAAGAGAUGUAGGCGUGCGUGGUAAGCUCGGCGGUCAGGCAAAUACAUCAGGAUCUCACGGCAUAUGGCGAUCCAUCAGCGAAGAUGUCAAUACCAUGGCAGACAACCUCACCUCGCAAGUUCGAGCCUUCGGGGAGAUUUCGGAGGCAGCAGUGAGCGGCGACUUUACAUCCUUGAUUACCAUCUCAGCAUCAGGAGAGAUGGAUGACUUGAAACAAAAGAUCAAUAAAAUGAUCUCUAGUUUGCGAGAGAGCAUUCAGCGUAAUACUGCCGCUCGUGAAGCUGCAGAACUAGCUAACCGCAGCAAAUCCGAGUUCCUCGCCAAUACAAGUCAUGAAAUUAGAACCCCUAUGAAUGGUAUCAUUGGGCUUUCAGCCCUUGCUCUGGACACAGAUGAACUGCCUGCAUCUGUUCGAGAGACCCUAAGUAUGGUCCAUAACCUUGCGAUCAGUCUCUUGACCAUCAUCGACGACAUUCUAGACAUAUCGAAGAUCGAGGCCAACCACAUGAUCAUUGAAAAGACACCAUUCAGUCUUAGCAACACCGUGUUCAGUGUACUGAAAGCCCUAGAUGCCCAAACGAGCGAAAAGGCAAUUGGACUGGUUUAUACAGUUGAUGGAAACGUGCCAGAUUUCCUGAUUGGAGAUGCAUAUCGACUACGCCAAGUUAUUUUCAAUCUCGUGGGAAAUGCAAUCAAGUUUACUGACAGAGGCGACGUUCAUGUCACGAUCAAAAGCAUUGAAGACGGUUCUGGCGCAGCAGACGAAACGAAGUUCGAAUUUUCAGUGUCAGACCCAGGAAUCGGCAUCGAAGAAAGUAAAUUAGGGCUCAUCUUCGACAAGUUCCAGCAGGCAGAUGGGUCGAUGACCCGUCGAUUCGGAGGAACGGGCCUGGGACUUGCAAUUUCCAAGCGCCUUGUUUCCCUCAUGGGGGGUGAUAUCUGGGUCACAUCGAGCAUGGGCCAAGGCAGCAAGUUCACUUUCACUUGCCGACUCAAAGUUAGUGAACCCCCACCAGGGGUCUCAGAGGCAGUUAUUCCUUACAGAGUACGCCAAAUUCUGCUCAUUGAUGAUAAACAUGCGGGCGAGCUCCCUAUCGUGCCUAUGUUACGAGAACUCGGUCUGAAAGUGACGGUCAUGACCGAUGAGGAACUCACACUGAACCAUUGCAAGCCGGAACUUUGUUUUGCAUUUGCUGCAAUCCUCGUUAUGAGUAUGGGUACUGCGGUGAAACUCCGUUCCUAUAGUGGAUUCUCAACCAUUCCGUUAGUAAUGGUGGUAUCGGAACUGUCCCUAUCAAUGAAGACGGCUGGAGCUCUGGGAAUUACAUCAUACAUCACGACUCCCUGUCGAACCAUCGAUCUCUGGAAUGGUAUUUUCCCCGCCUUAGGGAGCCGAACGAUUCACACCCAAUCAGGAAAUGAUCGCCCGUUAUCUAUCCUGCUAGCGGAAGACAACGAUGUCAACGUCAAGGUAGCCGUGCGUAUUCUUGAAAAAGGCAAACAUGCGGUGACUGUCGUGGGCAAUGGUCUGCAAGCCUUGAAAGAGGUCAAGCGUCACCGGUACGACGUCAUCCUCAUGGAUAUUCAGAUGCCUGUGAUGGGUGGAUUUGAGGCAACGACCAACAUCCGCCAGUACGAGAAGGCUCAGGGUCUACCACGAACACCUAUUGUGGCCCUCACUGCGCACGCGAUGCUCGGAGACCGAGAGAAAUGCAUUGAAUGUGGAAUGGAUGAUUAUGUGUCGAAGCCAUUGAACCCGAAUCUGAUGAUGGAAACCAUAUUGAAGUACGCUGCCUUGAACAGCUCACCACUGGCCGUCGUCGCACCUUGA
Messenger RNA from Penicillium taxi, 3075 nucleotides. Its product is annotated as CheY-like superfamily. Gene Ontology annotation, biological process: phosphorelay signal transduction system; phosphorylation; cellular hyperosmotic response. The transcript has 2 exons. Gene Ontology annotation, molecular function: phosphorelay sensor kinase activity. The record is from RefSeq and is a predicted model, not a curated record. Bases 1 to 3075 code for a protein of 1024 amino acids. Lineage: Eukaryota; Fungi; Ascomycota; Eurotiomycetes; Eurotiales; Aspergillaceae. Gene Ontology annotation, cellular component: membrane.